Molecule: messenger RNA, 1719 nt
Organism: Paramecium tetraurelia
Lineage: Eukaryota; Ciliophora; Oligohymenophorea; Peniculida; Parameciidae
Exons: 4
Biological process (GO): fatty acid metabolic process
Molecular function (GO): medium-chain fatty acid-CoA ligase activity
Source: RefSeq, a predicted model, not a curated record
AUGCUUUUCAAAGGAAUAAGAUACGCCAAGAGUUAUUUUCACGGUGCUUCGAACAUUCCACUAACCUAUAAAACUGUCGGGUAGCAGUUACACGAUAUUACUGAGAAAUACCCUGACAAUUUAGCAGUAGCCUCCUAAUUGCAAGAUGUUCAGAUGACUUACAAAGAAUUCUACACGAGAUCCAAAGAAUUGGCUGCUGCCUUUGUGGCUCUCGGAUUGGAGAAAGGAGAUCGCAUAGGCAUCUUUUCACCAAACAAUGUGGAGUGGGCGUUAACUUAAUUCGCCGCUGCAAUGGCUGAUUUGAUUUUAGUGAAUAUUAACCCCGCCUAUUAAACUAAUGAAUUAGAAUAUACUCUGAAUAAAGUUGGAUGCAAAGCCUUGGUACUAAGAUCUACUUUCAAGCAUUCUAACUAUGUUAAUAUGAUCAAAGAACUAGCUCCAGAAUUAGAUUAACCUGGCCACCUUAAUUCUAAGAGAAUCCCAUCUUUGAAAAGCACCAUUUUAAUUGAUGAUAUCCAUAAGAAAGGCUUUUUCAAUUUUAAAGAACUCUUCUCUCUUUAUGGUUCCUCCCAUUUGAAUGAGGUUGAACAGAGAAUGUCAAAACAAGAUCCAGACGAUAUCACUAAUAUUCAAUUCACAUCUGGAACCACAGGAGCCCCCAAAGGAGCCUGUUUAAGUCACUUGAACAUAUUGAACAACGGAAAAUAUGUGGGAGAAAGAGUUCAUUACACAGAAAAAGACAGAGUAGCUAUAGCUGUGCCAUUGUAUCACUGUUUCGGCAUGGUCAUGGGUAAUCUGGCAUGUAUCAACUAUGGAUCUACUAUGGUCUAUCCAAGUGAUGGCUUUAGUGCAGGAGCUACCUUAGAAGCAGUCACAAACUAUAAAUGUACUUCUAUUUACGGAGUACCAACAAUGUUUAUUGAGUAUUUGAAUGAAUACGAGAGGCAUCCAUCAAAAUAUGAUGUAUCUUCUUUGAGAACUGGUUUAAUUGCUGGAUCUCUGGCCUCUGAAGCAUUAAUGAAAUAAAUUAUCAAUGUUUUGGGAGUGAAAGAUAUCUCAAAUUGUUAUGGAUAGACUGAAACAAGUCCAGUUACAUCCUAGACUAAAACAUCGGAUUCUUUUGAGAUUAAAACAAGUAAAGUUGGAUUACCAAUGAACAUGGAAGUGAAAAUCGUUGACUCAAAUGGAAAGAUUGUUCCUUGUGACACAACAGGGGAAUAUUGUUCCAGAGGAUAUGCUGUUAUGAAAGGAUAUUGGGGUGAUGAAAAGGCUACUAAAAAUGCUAUUGAUGAAAAUGGGUUUCUGCAUAGUGGAGAUUUGGCUACCAUGGACAAAAAUGGGUAUGUGGCCAUUGUUGGUAGAAUCAAGGAUAUGAUCAUAAGAGGUGGUGAGAAUAUCUAUCCAAAGGAGAUUGAAGAUUAUUUAUCUCAUAUGACUGGAGUUGAAUAGGUUUAAGUAGUCGGUUGUUUUGAUGAGAAAUAUGGAGAGGAAGUUGUUGCGUUGAUUAAAAUGAAGAAGGGAGCUGAAGAACUUUCUGGAUUGGAUGUCUACCAAUUUUGUCACAAGAGAAUUGCUCAUUACAAAAUUCCAAAGUAUGUCAAAUUUGUCAAUGAUUUUCCAUAUACUGUAACAGGCAAGCCACAAAAAUUCAAAAUGAGAGAUGAAAUAAACAAAGAACUUUAGGAUCCAAAACUUAGAGAGUUAUAUCAAAUCAAAUGA